ACUAAACGAAAAGGUACCAAUGUGAGCUAUCUAAAGAUAGCUACAGCACUCGACCCAAGAUUUAAGAAUCUGAAAUGCUUUCCAAAAGUUGAUCAGGAUGGGGUGUGGAGCAUGCUUUCAGAAGUCUUAAAAGAGCAGCACUCUGAUGCGGAAACUACAGAACCCAAACCACCAAAAAAGAAAAUCAGCCUUCUGCGGGUGAUAUCUGACUAAGAUGAUGAAAUUGAACAUGUGUUGGACUGCACUGCUUUGGAUCAUUAUCGAGCAGAACCCAUCAUCAGUGUGGACACGUCCUCUGGAAUGGUGGGUGAAGCAUAAAGGGACAUACGAAUCUUUAGCACAUCUGGCACGUGUAUUAAACUUCAAUCCGGAUGCAGCUGAUUUCAUUCCAAGAGAGAGAGAGACUCCUGAUGUAAAUUGGAGAAGUCUGGGUAGAUUGGAAUCCAAUAGGAAUCGGAACAGAAAUGAUACUCUACCACUUCCUAGUCAGUCUUCUGAUAGAGGCACAGACUAUGUAAGCUCUUCCACAAAGCAACACAGCUUUUAUAGUCCAGAAAGCCAGUACUGUAGCCAGCAAGAUUUUCUCCAGGUUGCUAGUACCAGUAAACCUCAUAAGAAUCCUAGUUUUCAAAGCCAGCGAUGGCACAGAUCUAGAAGUGAUAGGACAUAUACAAGAAACCGGAUAAGGCAAUCAUCUGAUGGUACAACCAACAUGACAAUUGUAGAUACCACAUUAAUACCAAGGUGGAGAGUCAAUCCUAAAGAAUACAAUGACUUUUGCUCUUCAGAGAGUGACAAGGAGGUAUCUAGUGCAGAUAAUAGAGGGGCAAAGCCAAAGAAAACACACCUGAUGCCUGUAUCUGGAAGAGGCCUCAAAGAGAAGGGGAAGCAGUUACAUGAGCGGGAUAAGAGAGUGACAUCUAAACAGCAGGAUUAUAUGUUUGAAAACAUACCAUCUCUGGAUCUGACUCAGUCUGACUCUUCAGAAGCAUCUUUUGGCAAAGCAUUGUACGAUGGAUAUGCUGGCAAUAGUGAUGAACAAAAAAGAUAUCCAUUUGCGAACAAGAAAUACUCCAGGAAGUCCAUGUGGAGUAAACCCCAGUUAGGUAAAGAAAUCCAGAAAAAACAAGAUACUCACCGCAGUAAAAAUACAAAAGCAGUUAAGAAGCCACCUCUUACUUAUACUCAAAAAGAUAAAAUUAGUGAGAGGAGCAAAGAAUCAGGUGUUCACAACAAUGAUCAAAACUUAGGGGAAUCAGUCAAAUGUGGUGGAAGACAGCUUCACCUACAGGUGGAACACACAACCUCCCUUCACUUCAAUUGGACUCGGUAUUGGAAAAAGCAGAGUAAUGUACCAAGGAACAAGGAAACUCAUACAGGUUCUCUGAUAGAGCAGCUGACCACAGAGAAAUAUGAGUGUAUGGUGUGCUGUGAGGUGAUCCGAAAAAUAGCCCCGGUAUGGAGCUGUCAGAAUUGUUAUCAUGUGUUUCAUCUGAACUGCAUUAAGAAGUGGGCAAGAUCACCAGCAUCUCAAGCCGAAGAUGGCAAUAGUGGCUGGAGAUGUCCUGCUUGUCAAAAUGCUUCAACACAAGUUCCUACUACUUACACCUGUUUUUGUGGUAAGGUAAACAACCCUGAAUGGAAUAGAAAUGAAAUUCCACACAGCUGUGGAGAGCUUUGUAGAAAAAGAAGACCAGGUCAGGACUGUCCACAUUCUUGUAAUAUCCUCUGCCAUCCAGGUCCUUGCCCGUCAUGCCCUGCCUUUAUGACAAAAACAUGUGAAUGUGGGCAAACAAGUCAUUCAGUUCGCUGCGGCCAAUCCACCACAAUUCAUUGUUCUAAUGUAUGUGGGAAUACUUUAAAUUGUGGUAGGCAUAACUGUGCCCAGGUGUGCCAUGUGGGAAAAUGUCAUCCUUGUCAGCUUACAGUACAGCAAGUCUGCUACUGUGGGAGUACCUUUCGAGAUGUAUUGUGUGGAACAAAUGAAGAGCUUUCUGAUGGAUUUGGAAAGUUCUCCUGCCAGAAGACAUGUGACAAAAAAUUAAAUUGUGGAAGGCACAGCUGUAUGCAGAUAUGCCAUCCUGAGCCCUGCCAACUUUGUCCACGACUUCCCCAAGUAGUGCACUGCUGUCCUUGUGGGCAGACUCCUCUUAGCAGAUUACUAAAACUAGGAUGUAUUGAGCGUAAACUGUGCACGGAUCCGAUCCCAUCGUGUGGAAAAACAUGUGGCAAACCUCUACCUUGUGGGAGCCGUGAUUUCAUUCAUACAUGUGAAAAUCUUUGCCAUGAAGGAGAAUGUGGACCAUGCUCUCGUACAUCAAAUAUUUACUGUAGGUGUGCCUUCAAAACAAAGGAAGUCCCAUGUGCCCUCCUCAAAAAUAAAGCUGAUAUUACAUUUAUGUGUGACAAGCGAUGUAACAAGAAACGGUCAUGUGGACGACACAAGUGUAAUGAAAUUUGCUGUGUGGACAAAGAACAUAAGUGUCCCUUGGUUUGUGGACGCAAACUCAAUUGUAGCCUUCAUAGAUGUGAAGAACCUUGUCACCGUGGCAACUGUCAAACAUGCUGGCAGACAAGUUUUGAUGAACUAACUUGUUACUGUGGUGAGUCGGUAAUUUAUCCUCCUGUUCCUUGUGGUACUCAGCCACCAGAAUGUAAAAACUCAUGUACCAGACCACAUGAAUGUGAUCAUCCAGUGUACCAUACGUGUCAUAGUGAAGAGAAGUGCCCACCCUGUACAUACCUCACUCAAAAAUGGUGUAUGGGCAAGCAUGAACUGCGGAACAAUAUUCCCUGUCAUCUCACUGACAUCUCUUGUGGUCUUCGCUGCAAUCAAAUGUUAAAAUGUGGAAUGCACAAAUGUAAAAGGAUUUGUCACAAAGGGGUGUGUCUCAUAGAUGAAGAGUGCAAACAGCCAUGUACUAAUCUGAGACUAUACUGUAAUCAUCCCUGUAUGGCUCCAUGCCAUCCGUCUUUACCUUGUCCUUCAACUUCUUGCAACACAAAGGUUGAUCUUCAGUGUGAAUGUGGCAGAAGAAAGGAGGGUAUGAUUUGCUCAGAAGCAUCUAGUACAUAUCAAAGAAUAGCUGCUAUAUCCAUAGCCACUAAACUAACAGACCUGCAACUUGGAGACUCAGUGGAAAUUAGUAGGCUGAUUACCAAAAAAGAAAUGAAGCAAACAAGGUUGCAGUGUAAUGAAGAGUGUUUCGCCCUUGAAAGGAACAGACGCUUUGCUGAAGCUCUCCAUAUCCGCGAUAAUUCUGACCCUUUUAAUAUCCGUUCUUCUGGAUCAAAGUACAGUGAUAAUUUAAAAGAAGAUGCAAGGAAAGAUUUAAAGUUCGUCAGUGAUAUUGAGAAGGAAAUGAGAACACUCGUGGAAGCUGUAAAUAAGGGAAAGCAUUCAAAAAAGAGUCACUGUUAUGCACCCAUGAACAGAGAUCACCGCAGAAUCAUCCAUGAGUUAGCUCAAAUUUAUGGCAUUGAAAGCGUGAGCUAUGACAAUGAACCAAAGCGUAAUGUUGUUAUCACUGCAGUGAAAGGGAAAUCUAUUUGUCCAAGUAAUACCCUAACAUCUGUGCUAGAGAGGGAAAUGCAGACAAGGCCUCCACCACCUAUUCCUCACUACAGACAAACAGAUAAGAAUAAUGGAAACAGUGGCUUGCAGAAAACAUUAAAAGCGGAGCCAGUGAUUGACUACUUUGAUGUCCAAGACUGAAAUGAUCAAUCUUAAAAUAUUAUUUAGAAAAAUGGAGGAGAAGAUACAGAUCUAUCAUGCAAGAUGCUUUGUGGCUAAUUAAAUGAUUAACUAUUCAAUAUAUUCAGAGUUUAAAAUAGUAAAAAAGCAUGGGCGAGUUAAGUUUAUGAGCAAAAUAGCUUUGUCUAGAAAUUAACUAAAAUAUGAGCUCUGAAUAUUGCAAGAUAAGCUCUUAAAAGCCAAAUUCUGACCUCAGAUGGAUGUGCACAGCUCUCAUUGAAUGCACUGAGAACUGCAUGCGUUCAUCUAAAGCCAGAAUAUGGCUUAUCAUUUAUUAUAUCAAUGAAACUGAUAUUUUAAAUUUUACUGCAAAUAUUCAGCUGCUUUGCAUAUUUUUACAUAAGUUGCAGGUGCAGGUAUUUUUCACCUCAGGCUGGUAGAUUUUUCUUCUGUUUGGAAUCAGAAUAUCUUUAAUGAUGUGAACCUGCUCAUCCAUUAAUUUGUAGCUGAAAAAACUGGUAAUUAAACUGAUUCUAUUGGGGUAGUGAUAUUAGUGGCAAACAUUCCAAAGAUUUAUACUGAGGGAUCCAACUAUAUUGUUAAAAAAUAACAAUUAAAUCACAAAUCGCUAUCAUAUAAUCCUAAUGGAUAUAUUUUCAAAGAGUUUUCAUGUGAUUUUAAUCAUUCCAUUUCUAUUGCAAAUAUAUCGAAUUUGGGAGUGAAGUAUCUGAGUUAUUCCCACAUGGAAUAAAACUAAAAAUUUAGCUCAGCUCUACAAUAUGUUACAUAUUCCCAGUGCUUAGGCACACUGACACCUGCUAAUGGGGAGUGCAUCUCAUGUUCACUAGCAUUUGAGGAUUUUGGUACUUUCCAGUUCUUGUUCUUGAGGUGGAGGAGGAAAAAUGUCGUUUGUUUGUUUGUUGGUUUUUAUUAAGUAAAAGAAUAAUGGUUUAGUUUUCUUUGUGUUUUAUUUAGUUUGUAUAUUUAAACCAAAUACAGGGAUUAAAGUAAAAAUGAAAAAAAAUUUAAUUCAAACUCUUGAACAGUCAGAACCCCACGUAUGGCUUUGAUGUUCCAUAGAGAUUGAAUCAUAUGUCUAGGAUUAAACUGCUGACUUUGCUAGUUUAAUCUUUUCCUCAGUACAAGCUUAGAGCAGUAGGUUUGUGCUAGGCUUGUGUUGGAAUAUGGGUUGAGUUUGCAGCAAUUCUUGAAAACUUCAUAAGAAAGUCUGAUGUGUUAAAUCCCUCUCAAUGAAAACAGCCUUUUAAUGAUCACAUUACACUUUAAAUAUAUUGUACUUUACACCAUUCAGUUGCCAACACAGUCUCCUAGAUUUCAGAUUGUUUCACAUUAAUGGUUGUCCUCAUGAGGAAGGAGAGUUGAGGACCUUUCUGGGGAAGAUGCUAGUGGACCAGAUCUUUAGCUGGUGUAAAUUGUUAUAGCUCCAUUGACUUCACUUGAGCUACAGCAGUUUACCCAAGUUGAGGAUCUGGCCCCUUAUGCUAAUAAGCUCCUUACUCCUCACACUAUGCUCUGUCUGUCUCAUCCCUCCUGACUGCACACAGGCCUUGAAGUUAUUUCUUUGUGCAGCUCUUUGUGCUCAGGGGCAGCGUCUGUUUGCAUGUCCCAGAGAGCUUGUGGAACUUUUGAGGGCCGUUAGCCGCAGAGGCUCAUUUUCGGGUGGAUAUGUAUCAUAACACAUUGAUUUAGACAAUUGUAAUAUUCUACAUUGUCAAGAUGUUACAGUUUUUAUGGCUUUUUGUUGAUGUAUGUGUUUAAAACUUAUUUCAUUUAGGAAAUGACAACACAAUGUAAUAUGUUUCUAAUUAAAUGUUUGAGAUACAUCUUCUCCACUUAAAAGAACACUGUCAAGGACUGUUGAUCUUUUUUGUGUGUGAGAGUCUUCAUACAAUGAGUUUCACAUACAAUGAAAAUAAUUUUCUUUACCUUUUUCCUUUCAUUUGGUGAACAGAAAUCAACUUUUUUUAAUGAAUGAAUCUUAAAUGAACUAGCUGUUAUGGUUUGGCAUGACAGUGCACAAAAUUCUUAAGCAAGUUGAGCCCUAGUCUUGCAAGGUGCUUAAUGUUUUCAAUUUCUGCUGACUUCAGUGGAUGAAUAGGUUGCUCAGCAUCUUUCUAGAAGUGUGAUCUUGCAGACGCUUACACAACUAAGUAGGCCUAACAUGUGAGAGAGACUCUCAUUUAUUUCAAUGUCACUGCAUGACUGAAUGAGGGUUUGCAGUAUGGCCCAUAGUUUGACCCUACAUUAAUUUACUUUAACACAGGACUUCAUUUAAAAUAGCUAAAACAUCACCUACAUACUUGUUUGAAAUUUGCAUGAGGUUUUCAUAGCAGUAUGUCUAGUUCAUGCACUUUAAUUGGUAUUUUUAACAAAUUAUGAUUUGCAACUUAAAUGUGAGGCUGAUGAGAAGUAGUCUAGAAGAUGUUCAGGUUCUGAAUAGAUCUUUUAAUACUUCCAGCUUUUAAUCAGAAGAAUAGGGAAUUUUCAGUUUGCAAAAUAAGGCCAAUAAAUAUUGUGAAUUCAUAUGUACGGAUUAAUCAUAAUGCCCCUUAUGAAAUGUCUAACAAAAGUUUUGCUCAGUUGUGAAUAUUUACAUAUGUCUAAGCCUAUUUUAAUACCAAGGAGGUCAAAGCCUAUACAACAGCUUUUUAAAAAUCACUGACACACAAAUGUUUAUUGAAAAUUUCUUAUUGUAAUAGUUCCAUUAAAAAAAUCAUUCAUGCACUUCCCUGGGGAAGCAAUACCAAAACAAGUUUUUUCCAAAGUAUAAUUUUCCAGCUUUAAAAAUGAAUUCGGCUAGAUUUAAUUGUGGUGUUCUCCCUUCUCUUCUGGUUUGCUUUGGAUCAUUUUACUGCAUAUGUGUGCCUAAUGGGAAUGCUUUUCUAAUAUACCAUUUUGUAUUUCUUCUUAUUCUGAGUUGGCUCUUAGUCUAUUUAUCUAAGAGAAAAAAGAGUGAAGUCAGUGGCAUUGACUUCAGUGGUGCCAGUAUUCCAUCCUUGGUCUGUCAAUUACAUUGCACAGGUCUCAGAACAAUACUGUAUUUUGUAAAUUGUUCUUUAUUGAGUACAUUACAAUAAACAGAUUGUCUUUGAAGUAGACUGUGAGGAAGGGCAAAUUGGUUACAAUACAUAUAACUUUACCAAGUGCUUUUAAAUUAUUGUAUAUAAAAUACAGGUAGAAUUUUGGCAUUGGGUCUGUGUAACUGUUCAAUAGUUUAAUGUGUUAAGAAGUGCUCCAAUUAUUCCGUGCUUAAUGUACAUUAAUCUGUGCAUAAUCUAAAAUCCUUGCUGUGUAAAUUAGCUAUGGAGACCACUGUUUUGUGGCAGUUUUACAAUAUGUGCCUCAUGAUGAAGUAAGCAAAAGAACAUUGCUCUAAAACACUCUUAAUAAGUUAUUUGGUGACAGCUAUGUAUCUAUAUCACUUGAAUCUUUUCAAGUUUAGUGGUGUAAUAGGUGACUUAAUGUAUAAAGCUGUAAUAAAAUUAAGUUUCAAUUCC
Molecule: messenger RNA, 7212 nt
Organism: Chelonia mydas (Green sea turtle)
Lineage: Eukaryota; Metazoa; Chordata; Testudines; Cheloniidae
Gene: NFX1
Product: nuclear transcription factor, X-box binding 1
Exons: 24
Coding region: 215-3715 (1166 amino acids)
Biological process (GO): negative regulation of transcription by RNA polymerase II
Cellular component (GO): nucleus
Molecular function (GO): RNA polymerase II transcription regulatory region sequence-specific DNA binding; zinc ion binding; DNA-binding transcription factor activity, RNA polymerase II-specific
Source: RefSeq, a predicted model, not a curated record